UUCAGGAUCUUUACGCCUUUCGAAUUCUGGCAACACUGCACACGAAGCCGGCAGAAUGCAGUGGAUUAAAUUAUUAAUUUAUUUAAUUUCAAGCUUAAUAUUAAAGACAAACGCCCAGUUUGAGCGAGAUCCUAAUGGCUAUAUUGCCUAUUGUCCCUGUAUGGGACGCUUUGGCAACCAGGCGGAUCAUUUUCUGGGCUCCUUGGCCUUUGCUCGCGCUCUAAAUCGCACGCUUAUAUUGCCGCCAUGGGUGGAGUAUCGCAAGGGUGAAUUGCGCUCUCGACAGGUGCCAUUCGACACAUACUUUGAGGUAGAGCCGCUGCAGGAGUUUCAUCGCGUCAUACUCAUGUCGGACUUUAUGAGCCACCUGGCUGACGAGGUGUGGCCCGCCUCGGAGCGCGUAUCCUUCUGUUAUAUGGAGCGAAAGAGCUUGCAGCAGGAGAAGAACGAUCCGAAUGCGCCCAACUGUCAUGCCAAGGAUGGAAAUCCAUUUGGUCCAUUCUGGGACACGUACAAUAUUGACUUUGUGGCCUCCGAGUUCUAUGGUCCACUGCAUUUUGAUGUACACCACAGUGCCAUAGCCACCAAAUGGCAGCAGAGCUAUACGGCCGAUAAGUGGCCCGUACUAGCAUUUACCGGCGCGCCCGCCAGUUUUCCUGUGCAACUCGAGAACCGCGUAUUGCAAAAGUACUUAAAGUGGAGUCCACGGUAUAGAGAAGCAGCUCGUGAAUUUAUACGCAAUGUUCUGCCGCGCGGCGCUUUUGUUGGCCUGCAUUUGCGCAAUGGCAUCGAUUGGGUGCGCGCAUGCGAGCAUAUCAAGGACAGUCAACAGCUCUUCGCAUCGCCGCAGUGCCUGGGCUAUAAGAAUGAGCGCGGCGAGCUGUACACGGAACUGUGCAUGCCCACCAAGGAGGCAAUUGUGCGGCAGCUAAAGCGCAUAAUUAAAAAUGUGCGUCAAUCGCAACCGAAGAACGAGGUGAAAUCCGUUUUUGUGGCAUCCGAUGCGAAUCAUAUGAUAAGCGAGCUAAGCAACGCGCUCAGUCGCAUGGAUAUCAGCGUGCACAAGUUGCCCGAAGAUGAUCCCUAUCUUGAUUUGGCCAUAUUGGGGCAAUCGAAUCAUUUUAUUGGCAACUGCAUAUCUUCGUACAGCGCAUUCGUUAAACGUGAGCGGGACACUCACGGAUUCCCCUCGUAUUUCUGGUCUUUUCCUAAAGAAAAGGAACGCCAACAGUCCAAGCCCCAUGAGGAGCUAUGAAGCCUGACAAUCUCUAACAAUUCUCAAAAAAGCUUAGCAUAUUUAGUAUUAAGCUAGAAAGUAUUUCCCA
This is a messenger RNA of Drosophila novamexicana, 1325 nucleotides long. Its product is annotated as GDP-fucose protein O-fucosyltransferase 1. Gene Ontology annotation, molecular function: peptide-O-fucosyltransferase activity. Lineage: Eukaryota; Metazoa; Arthropoda; Insecta; Diptera; Drosophilidae. Bases 56 to 1255 code for a protein of 399 amino acids. The transcript is spliced from 2 exons. Gene Ontology annotation, biological process: protein O-linked glycosylation via fucose; Notch signaling pathway. The record is from RefSeq and is a predicted model, not a curated record.